Molecule: messenger RNA, 2685 nt
Organism: Melospiza melodia melodia
Lineage: Eukaryota; Metazoa; Chordata; Aves; Passeriformes; Passerellidae
Gene: TMEM114
Product: transmembrane protein 114
Exons: 5
Coding region: 5-715 (236 amino acids)
Cellular component (GO): apical plasma membrane
Source: RefSeq, a predicted model, not a curated record
CACCAUGAGGGUUAACUUGGGCGCGCUCUCCCUCUUCGUGGCCCUGGUGGGACUUUCGAGCUUCAUCUUCCUCGUGGUGGCCAUCGCCACCGACUUCUGGUACAUCAUCGAUGCCUCCAAGCUGGAGGCGUCCCAGAACGGCACGGACGCGCUCAGCUCGCACUCGGGGCUCUGGCGGACCUGCCGCGUGAGGAGUGAAUGUUACCCUUUGAUAAAUCCCUUCUGGCACGAGAAUGCGAACAUCACCGAGUCACACAGACAGCUUUUGUACAUGCACGGAACAUUUGUCAUCCUGAUGCCCCUCAGCCUGAUACUGAUGAUUUUUGGAGGAAUGACUGGAUUCAUCAGUAUUCUUGCCAGGGCCUACCUGCUGCUCCUAAUGACUGGACUGCUUUUCCUUUUUGGAGGGAAUUUGCACAGAAUGCAGUGCACCUUGUUGAAAAUGUCAACAAAUCAGUCUUUUCCAUUUCUGCUGACAAAAGCUCUCGUUACCCUGACAGGGAUCAGUGUCUAUAUUGCAUACUCAGCUGCUGCCUUCCAAGAAGCUGUUUGCCUGCUGAGGAGCAAGGAUCUCCUGGUGGAAAUCGACAUCAGGUUUGGCUGGUCCCUGGCUCUGGUCUGGAUCUCCUUUGUGGCAGAAGUGCUCACUGGGGCCGUGUUCCUGCUGGCAGCAAGAGUGGUGGGUCUGAAACGGCAGCGGGAGCAGGCUCUGUGAGCAACAGGUGCCUUUGCCACAGAGCCCUGCAGAGCCUGAAAAUUCAGAUUAUUUGGUCCAUCUGGUCACCAGGGGCAAUAACAGUGCAAGGCUAAGUGUCUUGUCGGCUGCUGUAAGCCUUUUUCCUCACAGGUGGCUGUAAAACACAAAGACUCUGGUAAAUCAGUAAAACAUUCCAGGUGUUGUCAAUUAGGAAACCCUUGUGUCCUUAGAAGAGAGUGCAUUGCAGUGUUUGUAUUUCCAGAAUAAUUUCAGCUGGCAGCUCAUCAGACAUCUCCAUUUGUUGCUUAGAACAAGGCAGAUCUCUUGCUUUCCUUUCUCUUUUCUGCUGUCUCAGCAGAGUGACCUUGCAGGCCAGAUUUUGGUUUCUCCUGAGAGCUCUUAGGACAGGGACCUGUUGGAGUGAGACCAUGGAGAUUCUCAGAGGACUCAGCCCCUCUGCUCUGGAGAUGGACUGAGAGAGCUGGGGCUGCUCAGCGUGGAGAAGAAGAAAAGGCUUUGGGGAGACCUUAAAGCCCUUCCCAACACCUAAAGAGGCUCAAGGAGAGCUGGAAAGGGACUUUGGGCAGGGUCCUGGUGGUUGGAACUGAUAUUUCACAUCCUUUCCAGCCCAAACCAUUCCAGAAUCCUGCACUCCAGCAGAUAGUAGUGGCUGUGAUGCUGAAGCUCUCCAGAGCAGUGCAGUGGUGAGCGCACUGCAAGAGGAAGAUACAGCUGUUUUCCAGAUGUUCUAAUGAACUGCUGGGGACAGCCCCAAUCUCUCAAUGAUCAGCCUACAUACUUCUCUCCUUCAGCUUUUUCAGCUCUGCAAUGCAGGAGAUGUAUCUGAUGUAUUUUCCAGUUUUUACUUUGCAGUUUUGAUGAUGCUUCUUUUUCGUGAAGCUUGUACACGUGCUUUAUGCUAGAAUGCUUAUCUUGUGCUGAAACUGCUGAGUAAACUGUACAUGCAGGACACAUGAAUUCCAUUUUGGGUGCCAAGCAAUCCAGUUUUUCCUCUUCAGGGCCCACUGAAGUUACUGAAGGAAUUUCCCCCUGACUGCUGUGCUGAACAGGGGCUUGAAUGUGAUAACAGCUCCACUACCUUUCUGUUGGACCAUGCAUUUCUGGAGGCCCUCAGCACUCUGCAGCUCAGGACUGUGACUCAGGAGCUGUCAGGCACCCUCUGUCACUGGGCAAGUCCCUUGUACAUUCUCCAGCAGCACAAAGGGCAUCAUUCACCUACCUCUGUUAAACACCAGAACAAUUUUAUCAGUGUGUCCUGUGUUUAAGAUUGCACAUUCAGUCUGACCAAGCUCAGCUCUAAUCUUAGUCCCAAAGUACGAUUUCUUUUAUGAAAAAAAUAGUGGCAGGGAGCUUCUGAGAGCUGACAGACUUUGGAGAUAGAAGAAAGCAUUUUAAUGCCAUGUUGUGAAUGGAAAACUGAGCCAGGAAACUUGUCCAAGGUCACGUGAAACCAGAGUUUCUGAAUCUUGGGCUAAGACCUUACUUGUCAGAUCUUGCUUGUUAUCGGAAUUAAAUAAGGCUCAAAUUCCUCAAUAGACUGAGCAGUAGAAAUUCUGUGACUAACUAGUACAAUUUUGUAAUCUUAGCUGCUCCCACAUUGGUUUCAGGUAUUUUCCAUGUUGCCUUAUGUUGGGACCAUGUAAAUGAGUCAUUUUACAAGUUAAAGCAUACCAAAUCAGCUCUGUAAGAAGUGUAAGAAAAAAAAAAUCCUUUGUAGUAAAAAUUCCAUGUGUAUAAGUGAAAUAUGUAAAAUGUAAUUCUCUGUUUUGGUGCUGGUGAAAUUAUUUAUAAUGCAAUUUGUAUGAUGUUACUCAGACAUUACUGCAAGCUGUAACAGUAAAAUAUCAUCUGAGUUAUUUUUUGAAUAUUUAUUACAGAUGUUAUUUUAAAGUGGUUUUGAGUGUUGUAAAAUUAAAUAAAAUGACAUCUCAGAGUGGGAAUUAUUUGCUGAGACAUGAAAGAACUAA